Nymphaea colorata (pocket water lily) is the source of this 877-nucleotide messenger RNA. RefSeq names its product HVA22-like protein f. The record is from RefSeq and is a predicted model, not a curated record. NCBI's taxonomy places the organism in Eukaryota, Viridiplantae, Streptophyta, Magnoliopsida, Nymphaeales, Nymphaeaceae. The transcript is spliced from 5 exons. Bases 203 to 673 code for a protein of 156 amino acids.
CCACCCUUUUGUGUCUUCAUUUUUGGGGAAAGAAGCCUUUAGCCCUGUUGUUGGUUUAGGAAUAGGAAGGUGGUUCCUUAGUCUUGGUGAUAAAGCUCCCCUCCUUUUUAUUUAUUGUGCCCUACCUCUCUUUUCUUCCUCCCCAGUCUCUCUCUCUCUCAAGCUUGUCGUUGCAGGUAAUCAGAGGAGCCAUUCAUCAGAGAUGGGCAUCCUUGUUCAUCUUGCUAGGCACCUUGACGCAUUGUUAGGGCCCAUGGUGAUGCUUCUUUAUCCAUUGUACUCGUCCAUAAAAGCAAUAGAAAGCCCUUCAGCUCUGGAUGAUCAACAAUGGCUGACCUAUUGGGUGCUGUAUUCACUGAUAACAUUGUUCGAGCUCUCAUGCUGGAAAUUCCUAGCCUGGUUCCCCCUUUGGCCAUACAUGAAGCUGGUCGUCUCUUUAUGGCUAGUGUUGCCCAUAUUCAAUGGAGCAGCAUACAUAUAUGAGAAUGUUGUGAGGAAAUAUUGGAAGAUCAUGGAUCAUGGCUCAGGCUCCAAUCUUACAGAAGGACAGAGGAUGGUGGUGCAGAUGAUGAGCCUCGACGCGAGGAAAUCUGUCGAACAGUACAUUGAAAAAUAUGGUCCAGAAGCUUUUGAAAGGGUCGUCAAAGCGGUAAUCUUAAUGUUUAACCAGUGAGGAGAUAAUGAACAAAGGCAGAAAAGGAAGCAAAGAAGCGGCAAUCUUAGUGCAAAUACUUGAAGAAAUUCUAUACUUGUGAAUUAUUGGGAAGAAUACAUUCUACCUUCUUAUUUCCUCUUUGGAAUCGUGUGAUAUUAUGAACUUUUCCUUAUUUGUAAAUCUUCCCUACAUACAAUAAAGAUGCCAAGGACGCUUCUCUCU